AUGGAGAUGCACCGAGAAACUGCCUCGGGCGCAACCUGGUUUUGCUUCAUGCCCAUCUGUUGCAGGCUGCUCGCUGUUCUUAUGAUGGUGGUCGGCUUCCUCUUUGUGCUGGCUGGCUUGUUCGAAUUUGCGCUGAUCAUGCUCAUAGAUCCCGACUUCAACCGAAGUUCUAACUCGAUCCUGAUGAUGGGGAUCGGGGCGCUGCUCGUGCUGUUACCAGCGUUCCUGGCUUGGAGAGAGCGGCGGGUUGAAGGACUCGACGGAGUCGUAUCUGUGCCUCCGAUUAGCGCUGGCUCCUUCACCUGGGCAUGCUGCUCCUUUGAGAGACUACGGCACCUUGGGGGCAGUGGGCUACAGUUCUGCCAUGUUCAUGCACAAGAAGGUCGCAAUGCCACAGAUUGGAAACGGACCAACCCCGUGUCCGUGCCUGGUAUGCAGGUGAUAUGCGAAGCUGCGUGCAUUUGCUGCCUGGAGGAGUUCCAGCCUAACAGCCAGGUAGCAAUCUUACCUUGCGGCCACAUGUACCACGAGGAGUGCAUCGCACGCUGGUCCAUCGCCCGAGCCUUUCGUGCUUCGUGUCCAUCCUGCCGUGUGCGCUACGAUGACUCAGCAGGCUGCAGUAAGUGGCCAACUCAAGCAUCUGAGUGA
This is a messenger RNA of Symbiodinium natans, 648 nucleotides long. The record is from the annotation of a GenBank genome assembly. NCBI's taxonomy places the organism in Eukaryota, Dinophyceae, Suessiales, Symbiodiniaceae.